GAUUCUAUGGGUUCUGGUCCUACAACUGUAAUUUGAGAGGAUCUCAUCCUGUGCUACAAUGGGGUUACGGAAGGCACUACAAUGACUAUACAGACGUUGCUUGCACGGGUUGUACAUGUAACGAUUACCUACGAAACAUCAACUGCUCAUUACCCACACUUACUGGAGACACAAUUUUCAUAAAGAGGAAGACCUACAUGGAUGCAACGAUUGGAGCUGGUUAUUUUCGGGAUGAAGUCAAGUUCGUUACACUGCUGGGUGUACCGCUGAAAAACUUUACUUCCAGUCCUUUCUCUAAUCUAACCGACCUAGAAAGACUAACAAUUCACAAUUCUGACCUCGAAGUUUUUCCUGAUGUUAGCAGCAACACAGUGUUGGAGCGAUUAGAUCUCAGCAGAAACAAAAUUUCGUUCGACUUCGACACAUAUGAAACCAUAAAGCUUCCCUAUUCCCUCACUCACGUAAAUCUGGUGGAAAACGACAUAUCUUGGAUACCACGUGAUCUGUUUAGCGGAACCAACAUUAGUUUUCUGUGAGUAAAAUAUGGUUUGUUGCAUUUACUUUGCACGACUGUU
Ciona intestinalis (vase tunicate) is the source of this 575-nucleotide messenger RNA. The record is from RefSeq and is a predicted model, not a curated record. Lineage: Eukaryota; Metazoa; Chordata; Ascidiacea; Phlebobranchia; Cionidae.